Pistacia vera is the source of this 1758-nucleotide messenger RNA. RefSeq names its product protein MLN51 homolog. Gene Ontology annotation, biological process: mRNA processing. Gene Ontology annotation, molecular function: mRNA binding. Gene Ontology annotation, cellular component: exon-exon junction complex. The record is from RefSeq and is a predicted model, not a curated record. Lineage: Eukaryota; Viridiplantae; Streptophyta; Magnoliopsida; Sapindales; Anacardiaceae. The transcript is spliced from 7 exons. Bases 1 to 1758 code for a protein of 585 amino acids.
AUGCGAAGAAAAAAUGCAAGCGAUGACGACGAUGAUUUUGUUAACAAUGAAGGAGAGGCGAGAAUAAGGAUUGAACGGAGUGAUCGGAAAGUUUGUGUUGGUUACGGAGACGAUUCGGACGGUCUAGGUGGAUACGACGACGGUGAGGAGGUGUCGUACGUGGAUGAGCUGGCAGAUGAGGGAGUGGAAGUAUUUGAAGAAGAAGAGGAAAAUGUUUAUGAAAAAAAAGAAUGCGAAGAGCGUUGUUAUGAACAAGAAGUUUCGAAUGAAGUGACGGUGAAGCAGAGCAAAGAAAAGAAAGAGUGGCAGCCGCCUGUGGAUCCCAAAAACGGCGCGUUUUAUAUGCACGAUGAUCGUUCUGUAGGCCGUCGCCAUAGUCAACGCAGGUGGAAAUUUGAUGAAAGGUCUAGGAAAUUCAAAGAUGAUGAAAAAUGGAAGCAUGACAAGUUUGACGAGAUGAAAGUGCAGGAAACAUAUGAUAAGAAGUUUAAUGCCCCGGUUAUGAGGACUUCUGAACAAUAUUAUCAAGGACACCACAAGAAUCAACGCAAAGCUGGUGGUUACGUUAACGCAAGCUCGUCUAAAACCCAUGACAACAUGAAAAAUCAAAAUUCAUCUAGAAUCGUCAGAGGGAGAGGGCCUAUGAAUUAUAAACCUACUACAAGACAGCCUAAUAAGCCACUGGGCGAGACUUCUAAUACCGAAUUAGCAAAAACAUUCUCAAGAAAGAAAUCCGGGAACUUUGUGGAAGUGGCUUCAAAUACUGAUUCAGUGAGAGUAUCCUCACAGAUUUCAAAUCAAGAGUCUGAUUCAGUACUUGCCUCUGAGGAGCUUGUUAUGGCAGCAAACACGAGUUCUGCUUCGCAAAUGUUUAAUUCUUCCAGUCCUUCUAAUCAUUGUACCGGUGCAACACCGAAAAGGGAUACACAACGUGGAAGAACAUCGGGAUAUUUUCCAACUUCUGCACGUCCAAAUCAUAAAAUAUUGGCGCCAGAAAGCAAUUCACUGCUUCAUACGAAGAUUGCCGCUAAUCCUAUUAGACAAGACCUGUUUUAUAGAGAGAAGCUUAUCCAUCCAGCUCCUGAAAGUUAUCUGACAAAUCUGCCUUUGCAGUCUCCAGUAAGCUGGCUGACCUACCCGAUAGAAACUCCCCAGGUGAUGGUUCCAAGGGAUUUAUCUUUCUCAACAAUGUUUACUCAACAGCUGAGCCCAAUCUCCAAACAAGUUGGUGGAGUAUAUCCACAAGCACAGCACCCUGUUCUUCAACAAAUUCCAGUUUAUAGUCCACUUCAACCUCCUUUACAGUUUCUUCCUCUGGAGUUGAGUCCAUGCUCCGGGAAUGGAUCUCAAGCUUCCUCUGAAGCAUUGUUAGCAAACUCAUAUGAGCAAGAAACGCCAGGAUCUCUACCCGGAGCAAGUAAGUCAAAAGUUGAAUUUGGUGGAAAAGGAACAAGCUCACUUGAAGAUUUCAGAAGAGGUUCCCUUCUAUGUGCUGAGACACAGGGUGAUCCGAACUUUACUGCCACUGCAGCACUUAUUCCUACUAUGCGACCUGGUGGGCAGCACAGUGGUGAUCCUGCUGUUAAUACGGUGGUCUCUAGUUGUAUUUCUCCAUCGCAUAAUGGUCUUGGAAAUCCCGAGAUCACAUGGUUGCCAGUUUUCCCAGCAUCUGCUGGAACCGUAGGUGUCACACAUAGUUCUCCAAAUGUUACGGCUCAUUCAACAGACAGUCGUCUUCUUGUGGUGUCACUAGGCUAG